Molecule: messenger RNA, 1860 nt
Organism: Bombus pyrosoma
Lineage: Eukaryota; Metazoa; Arthropoda; Insecta; Hymenoptera; Apidae
Product: transmembrane protein 234 homolog
Exons: 5
Coding region: 949-1359 (136 amino acids)
Source: RefSeq, a predicted model, not a curated record
ACAAGUAUGAGAAUGACAAAAUCGUGCAAUAAUGAAACUAAUUGUAAGGUGUCUAAGAAAGGAAAAUUAAUCGUUCAUAACUUUGAACAAUGUUUGUUUUUUUGAAAGACCAUGUCAAAAUUUUUACGUUACCAAUAUCUGACGUUGAAUCAUAUUAUGCUACACGUUCGCGGCGGGUCGUCGAGCUUUUUGAUGCGUUAGGACAACCUCCCCCUUGUAUUGGAAACGAAUACAAUAGCGUGCAAUUAUUCAGAGGAUCUUUUGAUGUAGUUAUCGAAUGUUUUCUAUAUUCGAUAAAUGGAGGCAAGAUAUAACGGUUUUGAUUCUAGCAAUUACGGUUUGAAGAGCAAGAAUUCAGUGCAUUAGUUCAAAGAUUAUACACUGUUUAAGUUUGUUUUUUUUAGGCUAUUUGUUGUGUUGAGUAUUUAUAUCAGCACUUGGCCGCAUGGUGCAGCACCUGUACUGUGAAAUAACUAGGCUAACUACAGGCGUUUCCUCUUUGUUAAAACAAAUGGUAACAUUCAUAUGGUGCUCGCGGCUUGCGAUACGCAUAUCGUGAUAACAACAUAUAAUUAUAAUAUAACCAUUUUUAAUAUAAUUUUUAUAAGAAUCGUAUUUGAAAUUAUCUUAAGUUAGAGAAUGCAAAUAUUAUUACUGCUUGAAGAUCAAUUAAUAUAAAUGAUUGCUAAUAGCAGCUAAUGAGUCAUGACACGACGUCACUAAUCCACUAAUUAUGCUACUUUUCUCUAUUACCACCCUCUUUCUCUUAAUUCCGCCUGAUCUGACAAACCUUAAAACUUUAUUGUAUUCGUAGUUUGAGGUUAUAAGUAUCUGUCAUUGUUACUGCCACUGUCACCCUUUUUGAAAUUCGUUAACAAUAUUAACUUUUUAUAUAAAUAUCUUUACAUAUAUAAAUUAAUAUUCAGUAAAUAUUGAAACAUAAUAAAAAUGUCAUCGUCUUUAGAUUCUAUAAUAUUCCUCAUUCUUGUGGCAUUUUUGUGGGGUGUAACCAAUCCAUUUAUUAAGAAAGGAGCUAAAGGUUUAGAAAACGUGAAAUCAUCUUCCAAAUUUUUCAAAUUUUUUAAAGAACUUGCUUUUCUUAUUACAAAUUUAAAGUACAUUAUACCAUUUAUCAUUAAUCAAUGUGGUUCUGUAUUAUAUUUUUUAACUUUGAAUAAAGUAGAUAUAUCACUUGCCAUUCCAGUCACUAAUUCUCUUACUUUUGUAAUAACGGCAAUAACUGGUUGGAUUUUGGGUGAAGAAAAGAUACACAAAAAUACAUACAUGGGAAUGAUAUUGAUUUUGGUUGGAACAGUCCUUUGUUCUUGGGAUAAAAUAGAUAAUACUAUACAGCUUUAACCUUUUUAGCAUUUCAUUUUAGAAUGUUUUAUUAGUUGCAAAUAGCAAUUAAAAUUUUAGCGGAUUCGUUUGUUUUGUUGUCUUAAAUAAAAUAAUAUUUAUAUUACAAUAAUUAUAUAGUUAUAAUUAUGUUGAUGAGAAUAUAAUCAUAUAUUUUAUGAUUAUAUAGAUCAGAAAUAACGGGUUACAUGUUAUCAUAAAAUACAUGGAAUUUAUGACACCGAUUUGUUCUUAGUACUGAAAAUAUUUGGUAUUAUGCUUAUUUAUUUAUUUCAGAUUAAUAACUGUGUUACACAUGAAAUAUAAUUCAUUUUGGGACUUUAAUCCUUCGACAUUUAACAUUUUUAUUUCGUACACUUCUGAAGAAGUAAAUAAUUAUAUUAAUAGAUAAUAUAAAUUUAUAGAUGGAUCGAUACAUUGUCUAUAUAUUCAUGAUAUUUACAUAUGAACUAUAAUCAUCAAUAUAUACAUGACAAAUAAACAGCACCAAAGAAGAAGGAA